GGUUAGUGUUAAAACUAAGCCAGGACUAAAUAAAAAAUCAUUUGUAUUACACUUCUGACAGAGUUAUGUUUUGUAAUGUAUUUAUUAUUAUAUGUUAAGUCUUAAAUAUGCAUAAUUGUGAGUACCACAGUUUUAAGGCCAGAGUCGGAAAAUAUCAAAAGAUUUAUAGCCUUAUUAGUUGUUGAAAACAAUUUAAUUAUCAUUUGUAUUAUGAGUUAAUCAUAUAUGCAAAAUCAGAUUAAUUUAUUAUAAAAAGCUACACAAAAGACACAAUCGGUCAUUACUUUUCUAGGAAUAGUGUAUUCUCUUGUACGCUAUAUGCCUCCGGACGUACAAACCUUUUUUAGUAUUCAAACAGUUUUUGCUAAUUUGUAUUUUAACUAAAGCUAACAUUGUAUACUGAUAAUACUCGCCUUUUGGAUUGUUACCUAAUUUGUGCUAGUACCAGUUAUUUUGUGUUCGUUUCAGGUGUCUUGUGCCCGUCUUAUAUUAACAUGUAAAAUAAAUAAAUGUAUUGAUAAAAAACUUAUACCUUAACAUAAUAGACAAAGACUGGCCUCUAAAUGACUAGAUUCCCCAGCAUAAGCAUUUUAUACAUUUAAAUCGUUUGGUAAUUUUCCACAUUCUAUUCAAGGAGUCGAUUCCAACUAUACUCCGGAUAUAACUAAUCAGUCCAGCACUUAUAUACUUCCAAGUUUAUGUAACUCCACUAAGUGAUAUAAGGGAUUUGAUUAUUCCUAAUUGUGAAAACUUUUUUUUGCUUGUUUUGUAAUAAAUUGCAAUCAAAAUUCGUUCGUCACUUCCAUAAUAAUAAGCCACAAGUAAAAAAAUGUUUAUGCCUGUCGAAAAAUGAGAAAACUCGAAAAGUAGUUAUUAAUGAGAUUUGGAGUAAUGGCGAUUAAAUCGACAAUAUCGAUGCAUCGUUAAAUAACGAAAUUUUAAAGAGAAUUAACUCUAAAAACGAAUAUGUUGUCAUAUGUUGCAAGGGAUGUUCUGGAUUUUUUCCCCAAAAGUACAAUACGCAGUCAUAUAAAUAAUUGCAUAGGCGGCGAUCAUAAGAAAGGAACUCCUGACUUGCUUAAGCAAGGUCGCUCUAAAACCGGCUCUAUGCAUAAAAGUGCAAGUGACGUUCUCUAUAAGCAAGCUAUAUGCCUCCUGACGUAUUUAAACCGUUUUUGUUAAUUUUUUUAUUUAUUUACUAAGGCUAUUUUUAUAUACUUGAUAUUACUCAAAUUUUAUUUUGUUAACUGAUUCGUGUUCCUUCCAGCUAGUUUGUGUUCGUUUCAACUGUCUUGUGCUCGUCUUAUAUUUAUAUAUUUCUAACAAAGAUGCAUCCGAACAAUUUAUAAACACAACUCAAAAUACAUCGGCUAAUAUUGGAUCUUUAGAAUAGGAUAGAUUCAUCGGCAAAAAAUCAAAAUCAUUCCACGAUAAACGAUUCAUUUCAAUCGCUUAAUACGCAAGGAUUCGAUUCCAGUUAUGCUCCGGAUAUAACUAACCGGUCCAGCAUUUUAAAUAAUUCCAACAUUAAACAAGUUUUUUCUUACACAACUGAAACUCCACUAAGUGAUGUAAGGGAUUUAAUUUUUCCAACUGCGAAAACCCAAACAAAUUGUAAGAAACAUUUUGCUUAUUUUGAAAUAAAUUGCAAACAAAAUUUGCUCGUCACUUGCAGAUUGUUCAUAAAAAUGAGCUGCAAGUACAAAAAUUUUUGUUCCUGUCGAAAAAUGACAAAACUCGCAGAUUACUUAUUGAUGAGAUUAGGAAAAAUGGUGAUUAUAUCCAUUAUAUCGAUGCAUCGUUAAAUAACGGAACUCUAAUCGUGCCUCGUGUGUAAGCUCUAAAAACGAAGCGGUUGAUUUCAUAUGUUGCAAGGGAUGUUCCGGAUUUUUCCCCAAAAGCACAAUACGGAGUCAUAUUAAUAAUUGCAAAGGGAGGGAUCAUAAGAAAGGAACUCGUGACUUGCUUAAACAAGGUCGCUCCAAAACCGGCUUCAUCCAUAAAAGUGCAAAUGACGUUGUGCGCACAAAAAUAAUGCCUGUUUUAAAUGAUGAUCCCAUUUCUAGAAAUCUUAUAUAUGAUGAAUUGAUUGUUUUAUUGGCAAACGCAGAAUCUAUGAAGCACGGCGAACUUCAGUACGAUAUGAUCAGAGCAAACAUGAGAUUGCUCAGCAGACUAUUACAUGAAAUAAAAAAAUCAGAAUCUAAUGAGAUACAGGAACUUAUAGACGCCAUUAAUCCCAAAUAUUUGGAUUUGAUGAUAUCUUGUAUCAGAAAAGUGGUUCAGUGGGACUCUUCUUCGAUGUCUUUUAAAACACCUUCAGUUGCAACGAACCUUACAACUCUAAUUAAAAAGUGCGCAAAAAUAUUGUGGACUCAUUGCAUUAAAACACAAAAUCAUGCAAAAAAAAAUUAAUUAAAGAUUUUCUUGUUCUAUGGGAAACCGAAAUUCCUCUUUUUAUACACAAAAAAGCUAUAGAGGACCAGUCAAAGAAAAAAAGAGCCCUACCAACUAUUUUACCAUGUAAAGAAGACAUCAAAAAACUGUUUGAUUAUGUGAUAAAAAAAUCGGAAAGCGUUCUGAGUGUGCUAAAAAUUAAGUUUGAUUUUUUAUCAUGGACAUCGUUGAUACAAAGCACACUAAUUGGCCUUCAAAUUUUUAACCGCCGUAGAGCCGGUGAAUUUGAAAGACUAACAAUUGAGAACUAUCUAACAGGGCACACCAUCGAUGAAAAUGUAGAUAAAUAAAACUUCGAACGUCUCACGAAAGAAACUAGAGAAAUCGCUCAAAAAUACACAAGUUUGACUAUUCGUGGAAAACUUAAUCGAACUGUGCCAGUGCUGCUCACACCGUUUGACAAGUAUUGUAUAGAAACUAAUUUCAAACAUCGUAAAAGAGCUGGUGUUAAAAAAAAUAAUGAUUACAUAUUUAGCGUGCCUAACGCCAAGCCCUUAGCAAAUCAAUAUGUAAGGGCUUGUCCGAUUCAAAAAAAAUUUGCCCAGGAAUGUGGGGCUCGCUGCCCAGGGGCUUUACGGGGAACGAUGAUUCGCAAGCAUUUAGCUAUCUGUACAUCGAUGCUUAACGUCAAAGAUUUCCAAAUUGAUAGGCUUGCCAAUUUUAUGGGUCAUCAUAAAGAUAUACAUAAAGAAAUCUACAGAAUCCCUGUAACAGUAGCGGAGAUAGCCGAAGUAUCCCAGAUGCUUAUGGCAGCUCUUGGAAAUAAUGUUGAGGAUAAAAACACAGUAGCCCUUGAUCAGUUCGAAGAAAAUGAUCCUUUAGAGGAUUCGGAAUCAGAUUAUUCUGAACAGCGAUCAGAAAGCGACUUCAAUAUUUCCGAUGAUGAUAUUGUAGAAAAAUCGACUAAAAAGGAAAGCGCCCAAGUAGCUAUCCUAUUUAUCCUCAUUGACAAAGUAAAAAGAGAUAUCGCGCUUGUAAAAUGUCCGAUCGUCUGUUCAACCGAACGCUGGCCCAUUAAAGUUAUAUCAACGAGAAGUAAAGUGCUAAAAUUAUAUAAUGACGACCACUGCGGCGUGGUAAAUGGCAAAAAUCGUCCUAAAUAACAAACCUUAUACAAUCAUAGAGAUUGACUAACUUUUAGUUGAAGACGAAGAUGUUUAACUGGGUGCGUGGCAAAUGAUUAAAAUUAAUAUCACCUAAUAAAUUGUUUUGGUAGGCUGUAUUAAGCUGUUAUUGGUCUGUGAUUGAGUAUUGCGACGGUUCCAACCGACUGCGACGCUUCUAAUUGAUUUUUAUUUAUUACUAAAACGUUAAUCUUUUUCACACUUAAUUAUAUUA
Molecule: messenger RNA, 3795 nt
Organism: Drosophila virilis
Lineage: Eukaryota; Metazoa; Arthropoda; Insecta; Diptera; Drosophilidae
Source: RefSeq, a predicted model, not a curated record